GCAGCUGAAGCCAUUACAGAGCGAGAGCUGCUCCUGGCUGCGCCGUGUGGGGCUGGGCGGGGGUGGGCUGCUCGCGGCCCGGGGCCGUGCGCGGCUGUGCGAGCGGCUCCGGGACCGCCACAGGCUCCGGGCCCCGCGGCCGCCAUGUCGGAGCAGGCUCCGGGGCCGAGCCGGCCGAGCAUGCCGGAGCCCGCGGCGCUGGAGCGGCAGAGCCUGCUGGCCGUGCGGCAGGAGCGGCUGAGGCCGAACCGGCUCCCGCUGCACAGGCUGCUGGUGGUGGCCCGGCUGGCGCAGGGGGUGUCGGCUGCGACGGUGGCAGAUUAUUACAGAGAACUGUUUGAAAACAUCUUGGAGGACCACUCAGGAGAGAACAUCUCAGGUCUGCUGCUUGUCCAUCCCAGCUGCAUUUUUCACCUGGUAGAAUCCUGCAGCAGCACCAUCCAUCUCAUCAUCCAGGAUUUAGCCUCUCUCCAGAAUCAAGGCCACAGUGCCUUACUCCAGGAAAUUAAAGUUCUGCUGGUGGCACACAACAUCCCCACCAGGCUGUGCCCAGACUGGUAUGCGGCAACAGCGACAGCUGCUGUGACACGGCCACAGAGCUCUCCACCAGCAGAGUCUACAGCAGAGGUGGUGGCAGAGUGCCUUGCCCUCCUACCUCAAGUGGCAGCCUGCAUUCAGAGUCUUGAGGAUGACACUGAGGAGGACAUGGAUGAGAGUGUGCACACUCUAGCACCUGACCUGCUGAUCCCACCAGAGACAGUUGAUUACUUGUGCCAUGCUGAAGAAUGUUCAAGUCCAGAAGAUUUCCUAAGGAUUUAUUUAAGUCCGUCACAAGUUGCCUUGGAUUCAGAGACUGUGUGGCCUGUUCCUUCUCAUUUAUCUGCAUGACACAGGCUGCAUCCAGUGUCCCCUUUGCAGCUGGAUUCAUUUCUGUUUAGCAUCUUCACUCCCAGAAUGCUUCCACUAAUGGCCUGUAAAAGAAUGAGC
This is a messenger RNA of Pogoniulus pusillus (Red-fronted tinkerbird), 987 nucleotides long. It is a transcript of the gene TEX47, whose product is annotated as testis expressed 47. The transcript is spliced from 7 exons. Bases 145 to 888 code for a protein of 247 amino acids. The record is from RefSeq and is a predicted model, not a curated record. NCBI's taxonomy places the organism in Eukaryota, Metazoa, Chordata, Aves, Piciformes, Lybiidae.